Molecule: messenger RNA, 9222 nt
Organism: Amoebophrya sp. A120
Lineage: Eukaryota; Dinophyceae; Syndiniales; Amoebophryaceae
Source: the annotation of a GenBank genome assembly
AGCGUCGCAAAUCAAUUAGUCCGAAGUUGGGACAAGGCCUGAAGUAGAGCCUCACACGAGGACACGCCGCUCCCCACUCAGUGCGGGGUAGGUAGAAAGACGACGAUGAUGAAGCACGCUUUAUCUGCCUACCAUUGCGGAGGUCCCUGAUGCUGGCAUCUCGGUGUCGCGCGAAGCACUGGGCCCUUCGCAACGCAGACCGCACGUCCUGCAGAAAAUGCCUUGGCCGUGCCGAACAGUGCAGCCUUGCUUCCUGCUCACACUGUAUCAAAUGCAAAUAUGUCUGGGUCUGGAAAGUUGGAACUUGUAAUGCUGGUCUUGCAUUCCUGUGAAAUCUGUGUUGCAUGCAUAACCAACAAAAGUGGCAGCCUCGCACGCGGUUACACUAAAACGCAAUUUCUCAUGCGGAGUUCGUAUGAUAAAGCGUUGUGCAGACUUGUCAUGCUUUCCUGCAUGAGGAAGUGCUUUCAUCAUGCACAUUUUAGCAUCACAAAUUUGCAGUCCCAGACAUAUUUGCAUUUGAUACGCUACUCGUGCUGACGAUAUGGACGAGUGUCAAGAUAUGGAUUGCAAAAAUGUCUGGGUCUGGAAGAAUGCAGGAGUUUGUCAUGCAGGCUUUGGAUGACCCAUGAGGUCUGUGAUGCAUGCGCUAGCAUCAGAGAUUUUGCGAGGGCUUUCUGUUUCUGAUGCUCAUACCGCAUGAGAAAUGCCUUUCCGCGUGGCACGAAUUACACCUCUUUUGCUGUUCAUGCACAAAUACAGAUUUUAUGUAGAGUCCAAAGGUAGCAUCACAAGUUGCAUCCUUCCAGACCCAGACACUUUUACAUUUGAUACAAGAACCGCCACUAUUAUUUCAUCCACGGUGGGUCCGGCUCGGCGUCGGGUGGGUCCUGCACGACUGCGUUGCAUAUCAAAAGGAAAAAUCCCCCCUCCCCAUAUCGAAAAAGGAAAUUUGUGAUGCUGAUUUGUGGUCACAAAUACCCUCUGUCUUGCCUAUAGGGUAAUGGGAGCAAUGUGGCGCAUUCCACAGCCAGUCUGUCAUGCGCUUUUGACUACUGCAAACCUGUUUGUCAUGCCCAAUUGCUAACCUUCUGCACAUUCAAACAGGCUUAGAAAAUGCCGCCAAGCACUUUCUGCAAGACAGAUCUGAUUUGUGUACGCACAUCCAGCAUCAGAAACUUCCUUUUGAUAUGGGGAGGGGGGAUUUUUCCUUACGAUAUUGCAAGUUGUGCAACUAGUACAUCAACCCGCUCCUGCUCUACCAUAUCCUGUGCAAAAGUAUCGUACUCGUAGUAAUCGCACACAUGCAUUACAAAUCUUGCUCUUCAGGUGAAUCCGCAUUACAAAUUUCAUUUCUCAUGCUGAGGAAAUUUGUAAUCCAUUUAUGCGAGUGCGAUACUUUUGCAAUGCAUAUACCACCCGAUCCUGGUGCUCUACCACCGGAGAAGAAGAAGGGAGACUACAGCGCCGGGGCCCCCGCGGAGACUAGUGCAAAAGUUCUACAUGAUCUUGAACCAGGACAACUACAAGAGCUUGCUCCGGUAAAUCUUCACGACGACGGCGCGGCAAAAAUAAAGGGAGUGCAACUAGAUCAACAUGUGUUCAAGAAGGAGUAUGGUUGGCGCUUGGACCGAAUCCUUUCUCUUGCUGAUGCCGGGAGAAAUUCAACCGAGGUAUCUAAGGUUAAAAUCCCCCCUCCCCAUAUCGAAACGAAGUUUCUGAUGCUGGAUUUGCGUACACAAAUGACGUCUGUCUUGCAAUAUAGGACUGCAGCCAGAUCAGAUCCUCAGCCUGCUUCGGAGUGUAAGAGUCUAGCUGUUUCGCAUGAGAGACGCCUGCCCUGUAGGCCCAACAGCAUGAGAAACCGCAUCCACAAUGCAGCGCACAGAACGGCGCUUGCCUUCUUGCAAGACAGAGCUGAUUUGUCGUGACCACAAAUCUGCGUCACAAAUUUCCAGAGUGAUGCCUUUUUGAUAUGGGGAGGGGGGAUUUUUCCUCUCAGUGCGAGGUCGUCUUUCACCUGCAGCAGUUGGUGUGCCACGACUUUGCAGCCAGCCCCCUCCCCCCGCUGGGACUGAAGUCCAACGACUACACUGGUUCUUUGACAGUAGAACCCGCCCAUAGUACACCCUCAUCCAAGAAGGAGGAUGCUUUUACAACAACAAGGCCCAGCACUUCUCCCGGCGGCGCGUCUUCUUCUUCAGGCAGUAAAGCAGGGGAGACCACAUCUUCAAGAGUAGAUAUUAUAAAAAAAGAACAUCAAGAUUGCCCUCAGCUUUUCGACGGUCCCUUAUCAGCUGCAAAUAUGUCUGGGUCUGGGAGACUGCGAGAUUUGUCAUGCGACUGCGAGUCCGGCAUGACUCUGAACUCUGGAUUGCGUGGCCGCAAAGAGCUCCUCUCAAAGAACGCAGUUUCUCGUGCGGAGCACGCAACUCAGAACCAUGGAAAAACUUGUCAUGCUGCGCAGCGCAGUACAGUGCGCGCACUAUGCCGUUUCUUGCAUCACAAGUUCCCAGACAUCCAGGGAUAUUUGCAAUGCAUAUCCCUGCCAUGUUUGCAAAAUGAACCAAAACUUCUUCUACUAUCCAGGAAAAAAAGUGUGUUAGUGUAACUUUCUUGGAGGAACAGCAUCACAAAUUUGUUCUGCAUGACAGAGAAAACCUCUCAUGCGUGGUUUGUAAGGGAAAACACAAGUGAAAAGAGGACUGCGUGCUUGUCUGGCAUGACAGGUGUAACUCUGUUGCAUGUUCUGCAUGACAGAGUUACACUUACACACUUUUUUUCUUUCAUAUCUACCCGCAGAAGAUCACAACCGGAUAUCCUGAGUAAAAACGUACCCACACCAGAGUUGUCAUGCUACUCUGCAUGCUUAAAAUGUUUCUCAUGCGGAGCCCCAUGAGAAGCAUUUUCUAAUGCGGUUUGGAAAUCUGUAAUGCGCCAAUCAGCAUGAGAUACUAGAUCUGUAAUGCUGCUUAGCUAGCUCAAACAGCACUACACUACGCGUCCAAAUUUGUCAUGCGAAACAGCCAAAGCUUAUGGAUUUGUGUAGCGGAUUUCCCAUCUUGUUUCUGGUGUGGGUACGUUUUUACUCAGGAUACCGGAAAUGAGAACAUCAUGGAAAUAAAGAAAGAAGUAGAAGCUGCAGCAGGAGAAGUCCCUGGAGCAGGUGUUCCUUCUCUACUGGACGCGUACAUAUCCCACGAAAAAAGUGUUCUUACAGUUACACAUUUGUAGUGAAUUCAGCAACACAAAUUUCUCUGCAUGAGAGAGAAAACUUGCAAUGCAGAAAUCCUACGGGAAUAAAACACCUAUGAAACGAGGCUCCCAUGCAUAUUCAUCCGGCAUGACAACGCUCGUCUGUCUUGCUUGGGGUGCAGCAACACAAUGUGUAACUGUAACGCUUUUUUCUUGCGAUAGUACAGAUCAUUUCACCAACAGAGCCUGCGAGGAGUCCGGCUUUCUAAUUCUCCUCCGCGCCGAGCGGCCCAGUAUCGCAAGGAAAAAUCCCCCCUCCCCAUAUUGAAGAGGUAGGUUUUCGAAAAUUUGUGUUGCUGAUUUGAGGUCACAAAUCAUGUUUGUGCUGCAAGAAGACAAGGGCAGCAGCUUCCGUCCCAUUAUGGAGCCGGUUUGUCAUGCUGUUGAGCCAACAUCACGGACGCUUUUCAUGCUAAGCGCCUAAGUCAAAGCCUCUCCACUCAGGCUUGAUAUGGGUCUGCAGUCCUCUCCAGCAAGACAAAUGCGAUUUGUGUACUCAAAUAGAUACUGCAUCACAAAUUUCGUUUUCGAUAUGGGGAGGGGGGAUUUUUCUUUUUGAUACCCAGGAGCAACUCCUUAACAAGCCUCGUCCCGGCGGGACCACGGCAGGAACUUCUACAACAGCGCCGAGACUACACAGCAUAAGAAUAGUUGCAUGGCGGUAUUGAAAGGAAAAAUCCCCCCUCCCCAUAUUGAAAAGGUAUGACUUCGAAAAUUUGUAUUGCUGAUUUGAGGUCACAAAUCAUAUUUAUCUUGCAAGAAGACAAGGGCAGGAGCUUGCGCCCCAUUAUGGAGGCGAUUUGUCAUGCUGCUGGGCCUAAAGGGGAGCCGUUUGCCAUGCUGAGCAACUAGACACAUGCGCCCCUUUCUAGCCUGGAGAUGGAUCUGCCGGCAAUGCCACUCUGCAAUACAAGGCUGAUUUGUGUACGCAGAUCCAGCAUCAGAAGCUUCCUUUUGAUAUGGGGAGGGGGGAUUUUUCCUUUUGAUAGGCGGCAUCGCAACGGAUUUGGCGGCGCUGGGGACCUAUCAAAUGCAAAUAUCCCUGGAUGUCUGGAAGAGUGUAGACUUGUCAUGCAGCCUUUCCAUGUUGACCCCUGAGGUCUGGAAUUAUGCGGGACCUAGCAUGACAGAGUCUACUGUGAGGUCUCUGUCAUGCCUAUUUUACAUGGGAAACUCCCUGUCACCUUGGCCAAAAGUAGAAGAGCCUUCGGCACUCAUGCAACACAGAUUCUUGCGUGAUGCGGAUUUAGCAUGACAACUUGCAUCCUUCCAGCCCCAGACCUAUUUGCAAUGCAUAGGACCAGAUGGGCGGGCUGUUCAACGCCUUCGCCAGCGCCCUGGUCCUGUAUUACCGUGAAAAAUGCCCCCACUCCCAAGGUUGCAAAAAUUUGUGAUGUGAAGUUUCCAAAUGAAAACUUUUUGUCAUGCAUGCGCAUGCAUGAAAGGAGUACGAAUCUUUCUGAUGCAGAGUCAGACGUGUGUCGCAUCGCUUGCAACUGCACAGCUUGCAUGACAAGGGCCGCUCUUGCUGGGAUCUUUUGCAGUACAGAUUUUUGCUAUUUAAGAUUGGAAUUCUGUGAUGCUGAUAGAUGCAAGAGGGCGAAUGUUUCACUUGGAAAGGUCUGCAAUACAAAUGCUCCCAAGUUGGUUCGGGGGUGGGGGCAUUUUUCAUUGUAAUAUCCUGAAAGCGCUGUUCUUCGUGGUUCCGGCCCCAGGCGGAGGGGACGAAGACACCAGCGUCCUGGCGAAAGUAUCAAAUGUAAAAAUGUCUGGGUCUGGAAGAUUCUAAACUUGUAAUGCUGUCUCUGGAUUCUAGAAAAAUUUGUAUUGCAUGACCAGCAAAAUAAGGACUCCAGUGUGUGCUACGUGGAGAGAGCAUUAUUUCUCAUGUGCUAGAGGCAUCACAAAGUCCUCUAACAAUCUGUGAUGCUACGGCAUGCAUCACAGACAUCAUGGGUCAUUCAAAAUAUGCAUGACAAACCUGGCAAACUUCCAGCCCCAGACAUUUUUGCAUUCGAUAGAAAGCGCUCCAAGACCACCAGCACAUGGUUUCACCCACGAACGUAUCAAAUGUAAAAAUGUCUGGGUCUGGAAGAGUCAUGCUGUUUUUGCAUGACACAGAAGGUCUGGCAUGGAAGCUCUAGCAUCACAGGUUUUGAGAACCUUCCGCAAUGCCGAAUCCGCAUGACAAGUCCCCUAUUUUGGUGGCAAAAAGUGGGAGCUUUUGCUACGUAUGCAUGAGAGACUUUUCUGUGUUCUGAAAUACGCAUUACAAGUUGCAUUCUUCCAAACCCAGACAUUUUUACAUUUGAUAGAACGAAAACGGCAAGAAUAAUAUUGGCUUCUUGCUUCCGAGUAUCGUACGAAAAAAGUGUUUCACUGUGAUGACUUUGCAAGAUCUGCAUCACAAGUUUGCUACACAUGACUGAAAAUUUGUGAUGCGCGCUUCCCAAGGGAAAACACGCUUGCAAAUCCAAUGCCUUGCUGGUGUAGCAAGCCAGAGAGUUCUGUGUUCCAUUUUCUGCAUCACAAGUUCACAGUGAAACAGUUUUUUCUCACGAUACCGAGCACCGAGAAGCUCCGAGAGGUCGCGCAGCAGCUGAAAUCGAAGCAACAAGUAUCGACCUCCACGCGAAGGAGGAGUCUACAACCACUUUCGUAUGCACUGCAAAUAUGUCUGGGUCUGGAAAGUUGGAACUUGUAAUGCUAGCUUUACAUUCCUGGGAUGAAAUCUGUAUUGCAUAACCGACAAAUAAAGCCGCACCCAUUUUUGUCAUGCAAAAACGCAGUUUCUCGUGUGGGCUGCCUAUGAGAAAGUGCUCCGGAUGAAAGUUGUCAUGCUGGUCUGCAUUCGGAAGUGUUUCCAUCAUGCACAUUUUAGCAUCACAAGUUUCCAGACCCAGCUAUAUUUGCAAUCCAUAUUUCUGGGGCCACUACAACAAAUCCAGUUCCUAAGGUCGUCGAGAAAGUUACCGUGAGGAAAAAUCCCUCCUCCCAAUAGUGAAAACGUAUGUUCCUAAAAAUUUGUGAUGCUGAUUUGUGAGCACAAAUCCUGUCUCUCUUGCAAGAAGGCAAGUCCAAAGAAUUCGCCGCCUUAUGGAUGCGAUUUGUAAUGCUGUUUCACUUACAUGGAGAGCCUCCGUCAUGCUAAGUGCCUACAACAAAACACCCCUACGCAGGCUGAGGCUUUGCCUGUAGUGCCUCACUGCAAGACACGGCUGAUUUGUGUACACAAAUUCAGCAACAGAAAUUCCCGCUUCAAUAUGGGGAGGGGAGAUUUUUCACUUUGAUAAAUGUAAUCCGCAAGGUCGACGCACGCCUGACCACGGGACACAUUUUGGACGCAUUCCGAGCCGGUGCCGAAUUGGUCUAUGAACUGCAAAUAAGUCUGGGUCUGGAAGAGUCGGAGCUUGUCAUGCACAUUUUGCAUGAGCCAUGAUGUCUGUGAUGCACGCCCUAGCAUCACAGAAUUUUUGAGGGCAUCUUGAUGCCUACUCAGCAUGACAAAUGCCCUCUCCACGUAGCAAAAAUCGCAUUCCCUUUGCUGCUCAUGCAAUACAGAUUUUUUUGGAAUCCAAAUGCAGCAUCACAAGUUGCAUUCUUCCAGACCCAGACGCGUUUGCAAUCCAUAUGGUCCUGGUGGAGACCAACUCAAAGAUGGUCCCACUGUACUCGACCUGCUUUCCGCGCUGCGCUUUAUUACACUGAAAAAUGCCCCCACUCCCGAAGUUGCAAUAGUUUGUGAUGCAUAAGGUUUUCAAAUGAAGAACUUUUUGUCAUGCAUGCGUGAAAGGCGUAUGAACCUUUCUGCUGCAAAAUCCAGGCGUAUGUAGCAUCGCUGGCAUUACAGGCGCCACUGUUUCUGGGAUCUUUUGCAUAUACAAAUUUCUGCUAUUCACGACUGAAGAUCUGUGAUGCUGAUAGAUGCAAGAGGGCGAGUGUUUCAUUUGGAUCGGUUUGCAAUGCAAAUGCUCCAAGUCCUGGGGUCGUGGGGGCAUUUUUUAUUGCCAUACGCCUUCGACUUUCUUUUUGCACCCACGCCGGGUCUAGCAGACAGGGUCAAACAGGCCCGCGCGUUGCUUCUUCAACACGCCGGAGUCGUGUCAGACCAGGGACCCAGCGGCGGCCCAGGAAAGAACAAGAACAUGACGCACGAGCUGCACAAGGACCCCGUCCUCGCGACGUCGUCGACUACUUCACUAGACAACAAGAAGGACCACGACGACCACGACCUGGUCGCGCCUCCCGCCGGCCGCCUGGUCGUGCCGCCCCGGCCCCCUAUGAAAUGAAAAUAUGUCUGGGUCUGGAAGAUUCCCAGGUUUGUCAUGCAUGUUUUGCAUGUCCCAUGACGCCUGUGAUGCAUGACCUAGCAUCGCAGAUUUUUAGGGGGCUUACUUAUGCCUAAUCCGCAUGAGAAAUGCCCUCUCCGUGUAGCAGAAACUGGGCUCCUCUUGCUAGUGACGCAAUACAGAUUUUUUUAGGAUCCAAGAACAGCAUGACAAGUUGCAACCUUCCAGACCCAGACAUUUUUGCAUUUGAUACUCCCGCGGCCUCGGGCGCCAUCAAUCUGCAUGCACUUGCGGUUCGGCCGCUUCUUUUCGGAGGGGCUGGCUUUCAAGUCCACCGGCACCGGGGCCUUGCAGCGAUCGCCGGGUGCGUGGAAGAUCUUCCAAGAACAGAUGGCCAACGUUAUCAAAUGCAAAUAUGUCUGGGUCUGGAAGAAUGCGAGGUUUGUCAUGCGCGGCUAGCAUGGCCUUCCAGUCUGUCAUGCUCCCCACCCAAAAGCCACAUUUCUCUGCAAUUAUGCAGAAACGCAGUUUGUCAUGCAGAUAGGCAACUACACUAUAGCAACUCCGAAACUUGUCAUGCUUGGCUGUCAAUGAAGGUGGCGUCCACAUGAUUCGCCAAACAGCAUCACGAGUCCUUUCCAGACCCAGAUGACAUAUUUGCGGUGGAUAAAUGUUCUCAGCUGCGUAGAUCGGAUUGCAAGAGCGAAACUGCACGAAGAUGCGGACGCAAAUACCACGAAAAAUGCUACAUCAAAACUAACGACUGACGGCAGGAAAGAUCCCGUUGCGGUCGCAUCAUCAUCUUCGCAAAAAGCGCAGCUUCUGGUGUUUUCCGACACUCAGGCCGCGAAUGAGCACCUCGCAACAGCCAGCAAAGACACCACAAGGAACCACUUGUUCGAGGUAGUCCGUCUUCCAUUUCCGCCACCACUAACAAAUGCAAAAGUGUCUGGGUCAGGAAGAUUUCGAGAUUUGUCAUGCAUAUUUUCCAUGAGCCAUGAUGUCUGUGAUGCAUGCCGUAGCAUCACAGAUUUUUAGAGGGCCUUGCGAUACCUCUCCCGCAUGAGAAAUGUCCUCUCCGCGUAGCACAAAAUGGAGUCCUCUUGCUGGUCAUGCAAUACAAAUUUUGUUAGAAUCCAGAGGCAGCAUCACAAGUUCCAACCUUCAGCAGACCCAGACAUUUUUGUAUUUGAUAGCCACAGCACGUGGACAAAACGAAGAAAUCCGACAUGCAACAACUGUGGACCGAAAUUUCGCUGCUCGGUACGUGUGAUGUGUAUGCGGGAUGGUAUUCCGGCUUCAGUGAGUUGGCAUGGGCCUUGGCGUACCUAUCAACCGCAAAAAUGUCUGGAUGUCUGGAAAUAAAGUGUAGACUUGUCAUGCAGAUUUUCCAUUACCUUUGAGGUCUGGAAUGCGGGACUUGCCAUGACGGACAUUCUGUGAGAUCCCUAUCAUGCCUAUCCUGUCGAUGAGAAACUCUCUUCCAACCUGGUCAAAAGUGUACAGCUUUUGGCACUCAUGCAACACAGAUUUUUGCAUGCUUCAGAUUUACCAUGACAAGUUCCAAUCUUCCAGACCCAGACACUUUUGCAUUUCAUAGUACCCUUCCCCGCACGAAACCUGGGGGCUCUACAACUGUAAGCGGCAGCAGAUUCGGGGCCUCAUCCUGCGCCGAUAG